This is a messenger RNA of Toxorhynchites rutilus septentrionalis, 2808 nucleotides long. RefSeq lists its product as uncharacterized. NCBI's taxonomy places the organism in Eukaryota, Metazoa, Arthropoda, Insecta, Diptera, Culicidae. Gene Ontology annotation, molecular function: nucleic acid binding. The coding region runs from base 1 to 2808 and encodes 935 amino acids. The record is from RefSeq and is a predicted model, not a curated record. The transcript has 4 exons.
AUGUAUCGCCAAGUUCUACACUUCCCCGAAGACUAUGCGUACCUGUGCAUAUUCUGGCGAUUUUCUCGGGACGAACCACUUCAAACAUACAUUCUCCGAACCGUCACGUAUGGGACAGCAUCGGCUCCUUAUCUGGCUACUCGGGUCUUGAAGCAGUUAGCAAGCGACGAAGCGAGAAAUUUCCCAGUAGCAGCGAAGGUAGUUGAAAGGGAUUUUUACGUGGACGAUUUAUUUUCGGGAGCUGCUACCGUGACAGAGACAAUCAAGCUACGGGAACAAAUCAAAGGCAUGCUUUCCAGUGGAGGCUUCCAGCUGAGAAAGUGGGCAUCUAAUUUUGAGGCCGUUCUUGAGGGUAUUCCGCCUGAGAACCGCGCUCUUCAACACUCAAUCGAUCUCGAUCGUGACCAAAUAAUCAAAACGGUUUGCACUGGGAACCAGCAUCCGAUCGUUUUAAGUAUAAAAUUGAGCUUCUUCUGUCAUCAAACGUCGUGCUCACGAAGCGUCAAACGCUGUCGUAUAUCGCUCAGCUCUUCGAUCCAUUGGGACUCGUCGGUCCAGUCGUCGUCGGCCAAAGCGUUCAUGAAAACACUCUGGACGCUUCGGGACGAGAGCGGAACGAUUUGGGAAUGGGAUCGAGAGCUUCCAUCCAGUCUACGGGAUCAAUGGAUCAACUACCACUCAAAUCUACCUGCGUUGAAUGAAUUGAGUAUCGAUCGUUAUGUUCUUCUCCCAAACUCGGUCGAGAUUGAGCUGCAUCUGUUCUCGAAUGCUUCGGACAUCGGAUACGGUGCGUGUGCCUACUUGAGGUCCGUCAGUAACAGUGGACAAAUCAAAAUCACACUUCUGACGUCAAAGUUCAGAAUUGCUCCUCUGAAGAAACAGAACACACCUAGACUCGAACUGUGUGGCGCUCUACUCUCUGCUGAGUUGUACCAGCGAAUCGCCGCUUCUCUUCAGAUUACGUUUUCUACUGUUUUCUGGACUGACUCCACGACAGUCAUCAAUUGGCUCAAAGCAACUCCGUCUACUAGGACAACGAUUGUCGCAAACAGGGUGUCUAAGAUUCAUCAUGCGACGCAGCACUGUUCUUGGAACCAUAUAGCCGGACUGGAGAACCCAGCUGACUGGAAGGGUCCAGGAUGGCUGCAGCAGGAAAAAGAGCACUGGCCUGUUAACGGACAACACUGCGGACCUACCGAUCAAAGCAAUGCGGAACGACGGAAGACUGCUGCAAUUUCCACUACUGCCACUACCACACUCUCGUUCAUCGACGAAUAUACAGCAAAAUUCUCUAGCUACUCAAAGAUGAUACGAAUCACUGCCUAUUGGUGUCGCUUUUUUUCUUUUCUGCGAAUACCAACGAAAAUUCGCAAAUUUACCUUCCUCACGACCGAUGAACUCAAGACUGCCGAACACGCGCUCAUCCGAUUACUACAUCAACAAUGCUUCUCCGACGAAUGGAAACGGUUGGAAAAUGGACAGCCAGUUCUGAAAAGCCCUCGACUAAAAUGGUUUCACCCAAUGCUCUCAACCAAUGACAGAAUCAUCCGGAUCGGCAGUCGCUUGGGACAGUCGACACGACAUGAAGACUUCAAGCACCCAAUCCUGCUGUCAUGCUCUCAUUAUCUGUCAACACUGCUACUAUUGUCAUAUCACCAGAAUCUUCUGCAUGCUGCCGCGCAGCUGAUGAUCAACACAAUUCGUAUUCGUUACUGGCUCUUGGGCGGAAGAGGGGCGGCUAAGCAGAUCGUACACAAAUGCGUCAUCUGGGUACGCGCUCGACCGAAGCUCAUCGAGCAGUUUAUGUCCGAGCUCCCGGCUGCUCGUAUCGUUGCAAACUUGACUACCGCAAAAUUUCUACAAGCCUUCCGACGAUUUGUAUCCCGGCGUGGUAUAUGCUCUGACGUCUACACAGACAACGGGAAGAAUUUUGUGGGCGCAGCCGGCGAGCAAAAACACCUUUUGCAAAGCUCAGAGCACAAAGGCCAUGUAGCUCGAGAGUGCACGGAAAACGGCAUCCGUUGGCACUUUAACCCUCCCAAAGGCUCUCAUUUUGGCGGACUGUGGGAGGCGGCAAUAAAAUCGGCGCAGAAGCAUUUCACUCGGGUACUAGGCCCUCGAGUACUGGCGUACGACGACAUGGAGACUCUCCUAGCGCAGAUAGAAUGCUGCUUAAACUCCCGUCCGCUUACUCCUCUAAGCGACGACCCAUCCGAUCUUGCUCCACUUACCCCGGGGCAUUUCCUUGUGGGUUCGGAAUUAAAGGCAGUUCCAGAUGUCAAUCUCGACUCAGUCCAGUACAAUCGGUUGACUCAAUGGCAGCAGACACAGAAAAUGUUCCAGGAAAUAUGGAAUCGAUGGCACCUGGAAUAUUUGGCUACUUUGCAGCCCAGAGCCAAGUGGUGCAACCCACCGGUACACAUCGAAAAGAAUCGGCUUGUCAUCAUAAAAGAGGAGAAUAUUUCACCGAUGCGAUGGCCAACCGGCCGAAUUCAUGAAUUGCACCCGGGCAAGGACGGCGUUGUACGGGUUGUGACGCUACAAACAGCUCGCGGGUUCAUCAUUCGUCCAAUUGCGAAGCUGUGUCUUCUUCCUGUCUUCUCAUCCAACGGAGAAAACGUAAACGACGGCGAAACUGUCAACAACGAUAAGCUGACAAAGUUACCAGAGAAAUUUAAAUUACAAGGCCCAAUAUCCUUGGGUCCAAGAUAUACUCUCACUGCAGUCGCAGGAGAUUUUAUAUUUGUGCCAUUACCGCCAUUAACUGAAGAGAAGGCUUCCAAUGUAUCAUCAGUUUAUGUGAUAUAA